Glossina fuscipes is the source of this 962-nucleotide messenger RNA. Its product is annotated as ring canal kelch protein-like. NCBI's taxonomy places the organism in Eukaryota, Metazoa, Arthropoda, Insecta, Diptera, Glossinidae. Bases 257 to 478 code for a protein of 73 amino acids. The transcript has 3 exons. The record is from RefSeq and is a predicted model, not a curated record.
GCGAAACCAGGGACGAGUGGCGCAAUGACCGCCGCAAUGUCGACGGAAUUCGGAGUGUAAUCCACCCAACCAAAGAUGAUGAGCUGUCGAAACGAGAUGACGGCGCCGAAAAUCGGGAACAAUCGCCGCCUACGUGAACAAUAUUACUUGAAAAUUUGAUAGAAAUAUCUUUUCUUCUUGGAGUGAGAUCUUAUUGUUUAUAGGAAAGCAACUCUGUGCUCUUUUCAUAUAUGCUCUUCUGCAGAAAUUUGUAAAAAUGCCAACCAACAUCAAUUACCGUAAUGAUGUGUAUGAUCGGGCAAACGCUACCAAUAUCGGUUCCACAUCCUCAAAUACCACCACUGCAAGUAGCGGUGGCAAUAAUUACGAUAUACCCAGAUCAAUACGCUCAGCUCUGGGUUUCAGACGCAAUUUUCAAUUGGAUUUACACGCAGCAAAUCCUCGGUUUAAUGCUUUACGUUGUAAUGGUAUAUCCUGAAUGGGAAUACUGAACGCCUACGGUAGUUCUUGUCAACGUCAGCACACGAAUCUCAAAAUUAUUGGAAUUUAAACAACUAUCCUGCACCGACUAUGAGAGAUACGAGAAUAUUUAUGAGCAAAUACGCGACGAGCCAGUUUAUCGCAACACCAGCAGCACAGGCUCCUCUACGUUAUCUAACGGCGGUUCUGCCUUGACUGCUUCCAACUCGAAAGACACCGGCAACGUAAGGAAUAGUGCGUCGUCCUUUUAACAGUGGGGUGGGAUCAGCACGGUAUAGUGUAUUACGAGCCGCUAAAAUGAAUGAAAGUUUUACUGCUGACAUCUACCAAUGUCAAUUGAACAAAUUGAACGAAAUUUUGUUGCCAAAUAAGAAGCAACAGUGGUUAACGGAGACAAAGUUGCACGAUAGGUUCAGGUAUCAGUCAAGUAUUUAGGAAAAAUUUGUCUCAGGAUGAUUUGGCGGAGGAUGAAGGUUGCUUUU